AUGGAAGCCUUCAGGUCUCAAAAUAAACUGCUCCAGAGGGAGAAACCAGAUGUGGGGCCAGUUUCUGUCACUAUUCCAGCCUCCCCCUUCAUGCAGAAGCUUGGAUACGGCACUGGGGUCAACGUCUACCUGAUGAAAAGAUCUCCCAGAGGCUUGUCUCACUCCCCAUGGGCUGUGAAGAAAAUCAAUUCCAAAUGCAACAGCAGCCAGCAAAGCAUCUAUCAGCAGAGACUGAAGGAUGAAGCCAAGAUCUUAGAGAACCUCCAGCACCCCAACAUUGUGGGUUACCGCGCUUUCACCGAGGCCAACGAUGGAAGCAUGUGCCUGGCCAUGGAGUAUGGAGGAGAAAAAUCACUCUGUGACUUAAUUGAAGAAAGAAGUGCAAAACGGUUGGGCCCUUUCCCUGCUGCCACUAUCUUUAAAGUCGCUUUGAGCAUGGCGAGGGGGCUGAAGUAUCUGCACAACGAUAAGAAGCUGCUCCAUGGAGAUAUCAAGUCUUCCAAUGUGGUCAUUAAAGGUGACUUUGAAGCCAUCAAGAUCUGUGAUGUGGGAGUGUCCCUGCCCCUGGAUGAGAACAUGACUGUAAGUGACCCUAACAUGUACUACAUUGGCACUGAGCCCUGGAAGCCCAAGGAAGCUCUGCAGGACGAUGGCAUCAUCACCGACAAGGCUGACAUCUUCCCUUUUGGGCUGACUCUCUGGGAAAUGAUGACCCUCUCUGUGCCCCACCUCAAUCUGGGCGAUGAGCCUGAUGAUGAAGAUGAAUCUUUCAACGAAGACUCCUUUGAUGAGGAAGCAUACUACAACGCCUUGGGAACACGCCCAGCCCUCAACAUAGAUGAGCUGGACUCAUCCUACCAGCACAUGAUCGAUCUCUUCUCUGUCUGCACCAGUGAGGACCCCAAGAAGCGUCCCUCAGCCGCAUGCAUCGUGGAAGUCCUGGAGGCGAGUCUGGCCUAGGGGUAAAAGCAUCUGAGCUCCUAGUGCUCAGGGAUUAAGUUAGAAGAAAGAGUAAGUGUACUCCUGCAGUGUUUAUCCUUCGAGUAUGUGAAAACUGUUCUAUGUACUUAAACACAGAGCUUAAGCUCUUUAAAUGCUAACCCCUGUUUUAAGGAUGUCCUAGGCAACUGGGGCUCGCCCUGCUCUUAGAGCAAUCCCCUCCCACAUACAGUCAGGUCCCAAGUAAGCUAGAUGCUCUGUGCAACAGUUUUCCUUUAAUUGUUGUAUUACAGAUGUUUUCAAACCCUUCCCCCCAUCUAUGUUGAAUUAACAGUUCUGUGACUAAGAUGUUAAUAAUAAAUGUAUUUUAGUUUA
Molecule: messenger RNA, 1314 nt
Organism: Pezoporus flaviventris
Lineage: Eukaryota; Metazoa; Chordata; Aves; Psittaciformes; Psittacidae
Gene: PBK
Product: PDZ binding kinase
Exons: 7
Coding region: 1-960 (319 amino acids)
Biological process (GO): protein phosphorylation
Molecular function (GO): ATP binding; protein serine/threonine kinase activity
Source: RefSeq, a predicted model, not a curated record